AUGACGCUAACCGUGAAGAGUUGCUGUUGUUUUAGUUUGAAAACUGGCGGUAUAAUUAUUGGUGCCGUUGGCAUUCUGCUAAGUUUCAUCGUAAUCUAUGUGUUUGGCCUUAUAUACGCUCACAAUGCUAGUGUAUCGGAAAGUCGUUUUGACAGCAUCAUGAACGUGUUGAAAAUUAUGCCGUUUAUCGGCGUCAUAGUUCUCGAAGUGUUUUGGAUUUACGGCAUUCUGAGGGAGAAUCCAAAGCCAAUGUGUCCAAAGCUCUUUGUGUCGUUCUUUGCCCUCUGUAUUCUUGUUCCACUGCCAUUCGCCUCACUGUUUUAUUUUUCAAUCACUAAGGCGGAUCCAGCCACGGGCUCAGCUAUAUUCUUCUUGCUAUUUUGCUUAGCAGGUCUGGCUUAUUACGUGUGGAUCGUACAGUAUUCCUUAUUCAAGUCGAUAAAAGAAGCCGAAUUUGCCAAGUAUUGUACAUAGGAUGGAGAGUUGAAACGUCAACAAGUCAAAUCCAAGUAGAAUAAACUUUAUUCAAUGAAAUUGGCGUUUUUUACAAACAAAAUUCAUAUUUGAAAUUGCCUUGUUAGCAUUUUAAAUCAUUUAAAUUCAACAACGGAUCAAUUCUUCUAAUGACUCGUAACUAAGCACAAUUAACAGCCGUAGUUUUCAAUCAAAAUUUGGAUUAAAUUUUAUUUAGUGAAAUUUGUGUCAAGUUCCAAUCAAUACAGGUUGAAAAAUAAAUUUAAAAAAGAAAGAAAUAGUCAAUUGACCUUACUCGCAGUCUAUGAAACACACAAAUGUUUGAGAUUAAACUUAUUGUUAGCAUAAGUUAGAAUAAUUGUUUACUAAAACUAAAUGUACUCUGUAUACAAAGCCAUAUCGAUCCAAAAAGGCAUCAUACAUUUUCCAAAGCAAUAUAAAUUCAGUGAAGAGAAAACAUUUAUCUGAGAAAUAAAAUAACGUUUGUUCAAUAAGAAAUUUCAUGUUUUACUUUGUGAUUCAGAAAAUUAUUCGAAUUCAUUGCAUUAUUGUACUUCUAAAGAACAUUCGAAGUAAGUCCACCGCUGUUGCGAUAUACUGCAGUGCUCUAAUCCUGAUUAUUUUAAAUAAAAAAACGUAAAUGCAAUUUGAAAUUCAAGUCGACUAACAUGAAACAUUCAAACGACGAUUUUUUUUGUCGAAAAUAAAG
Messenger RNA from Sitodiplosis mosellana (orange wheat blossom midge), 1183 nucleotides. RefSeq lists its product as uncharacterized. Bases 1 to 474 code for a protein of 157 amino acids. Lineage: Eukaryota; Metazoa; Arthropoda; Insecta; Diptera; Cecidomyiidae. The record is from RefSeq and is a predicted model, not a curated record. The transcript is spliced from 4 exons.